AACAAUUUCACAUCAUCCACUACUACUGACAGUUGUUGUUGUCGCUGAUUUUCACACACAAACACAUCAGAAAAUGUUUAUCCGUCCUGGACCUCGUGAUCAACAACAGUACAUGUUCGUUGCAUCGAUCAGUGUUGUCAUCAUGUCAAUGCUUCUCAUUCUUGGUAGCACUAGUCAAAUAUUAGCCGCAUCUCUUGCACAAGAAUAUUGCAAUUAUGUGGUCAAUUCACCACUCAAUGAUAAAUUAAAUUCCAAGUCAAACAUGACAGAAUUGGGAUUAAAUGUUGCCACUUCUUAUAAUCCAGGUAUUAAUUAUGAAGAUUAUAGAAAUAUUUAUGCUUACAAGGCAGAAUAUCCAAGACUUUAUCCAUUAUUGAACUGUCAUUUGAAAGUUACACCAAAUAAUUCAAGACCUGGUUGGGUUCAUGAUUUUUCAACUGGUUUAAAUGUUGCUUUAAAGAAAUUAGUCAAGUAUGAAUUUGAAACUUUUAGAGGAACUGGUUUGGAUAACAUUCCUAAAAUUGGUGACUUGUUACAAAAUUCUGGAUUUUUAAGUACUUCAAAAUCAGCACAUGUUGCAUCUGGAUUUGCCAGUAAUAGAUACAUGUUUAGAUUUUCCAAAUCUGGAGGUAGAGACAUUACAGGAGUUGAAGGUUUACCAUUUCAAGGUGAAUUAGAAGUCAUUGUACCACCUGGCAAAUGUUUCAGAGUUAUUGCUAUGGGAAAUGGUUCUCAAUGGUGGAGAGAUAUGAGUCCUUCAUUUGUUUCAGAAUAUAACACAAAUAUUACAUUUAUUGAUUUGAUGAAAGUUAAAUGUCCAAAGGAUGGAAAGAAUUAUAAUGCCGACACUAAUAAUGAUGUUCUGUCAAUGCCAAAUGAUUGGGAAUUGGAAAAUUUCAAACAAGAAAUGAGAUUGAGAAGUAUUGGAGCUGUUAGAGAUGUACCAAUUGGAUGGAAAUGUAAUCCAAAUAGUUAUAAUACUUCAGAUGGUUGUGAUUGUGGAUGUGGUGUUUUCGAUCCAGAUUGUUUACAACAAGGUUCUUCUUUAUUCAAUUGUCCAUCUUCUGGUGCCUUCUUUUGUAAUUCCACAACUGCAUCAUGUCAAAGAGUAAUGAGCAAAUAUGGACCUGUUCCAACUGAGUGGAAAUGUCUUGCUUCCUAUUAUGGAGAUGGUGUCUGUAACUGUGAAUGUGGUUAUCCAGAUCCAGAUUGUACCAAACAAACCUAUGAUUCAUUUGCUUAUGGUUGUCUUGUCAAUCAAUUCUGUAAUGUCAAUGGUCAUUGUGAAAAUAAGAAAUAUGUUCCACCAGAUUGGACAUGUUCUCCUCAAUAUUAUAAUGCAUCUGAUGGUUGUGAUUGUGGAUGUGGUGUUAUUGAUCCAGAUUGUCUUGAUAUCACUCAAGAAGUUCUCAAUUGUCCAUGUGCAACCAUGAAUUGUACAUUAGGUCAUUGUACAGGUGAAUGUAAUGGAAUUAGUUUGAUGGCCAUUCCAUGGUUUUACAAUUCUUCAUCUGCUGAUAAUGGAAAGUCAACUGAUACGAUCGUUGUUUUUGAAGGAGUUGGAGUUUUUGCUGCCUCAGUGGUUGCUUCAUUCUUUGGUGGAUGUUUCAUUACUGCCUUCUUGAUGGUUGUCAUUUACUUUUUGGUUCAGAAUUGUAGAAAGAAGAAGAUUAACAAUGCUAAUGGACUUCAAGAUCAAUUCAUUCAAUUACAUAAUCAACAAUGAUUAAAAUCAUAUUGAAAUAGUUUAAAUU
Molecule: messenger RNA, 1754 nt
Organism: Naegleria gruberi
Lineage: Eukaryota; Heterolobosea; Eutetramitea; Acrasida; Naegleriidae
Exons: 2
Coding region: 74-1726 (550 amino acids)
Source: RefSeq, a predicted model, not a curated record